CAACUGUCUAGAUCAGCUGAUGUAUUCUGUCAAUUUCAAAAUUUGACAAUUUGAUCAUGAUGGGGAAAAUUUCAGUGUAUUACGAAAUCAUAGAAAAUUAGAAAUAGAAGUUUUAAGUGUUACAAAUAAGUUUACCGUCACGUAGUCUAUUCCAACGCGGCCCAUGAUGUUGACCUAUUUAUUAAUAGGAAACGUUAGAUGACCAAAUCAGAUUCUAACCAACACCGCGUCUAGACGAACAAAAUGUCGAAGGUAAAAGAUGCACAGAUAAGUAAAACCCACAGUUUGAACCGUGACAUCACGGACUUGCUGAUGGGAGGGACGUCAGCCAUGUUUGCAACUCUGUUCACGAACCCUAUAGAAGUGGUGAAGACCAGAUUACAAUUGCAAGGGGAACUGAAAGCAAGGGGCAAACAUGAUGUCUUUUACAAAAAUGUCCCUCAUGCUAUAUUCGUCGUGGGCAAAACCGAAGGUCUGGGCGCUUUACAACGUGGAUUAACGGCUAUGCUGGGCUUUCAAUUCUUCUUAAACAUAUUCAGGUUAGGCUGUUUCCGAAUGGCAGAAAGAAGGGGCAUACUCAAAGAUGCUAGUGGGGCUACAUCGUUGCUCAAAGGUGCAGGAGUCGCUGGCGUUGGCUCCAUAGCUGGUACUCCAUUCUACCUGGUGAAAACUAGGCUUCAAUCUCAGGCAGCCAAAGCCAUAGCUGUGGGACACCAGCAUAAAGUUACCAGCACUAGUGGCGCUCUACUUGACAUAUUUAAGAGCGAAGGGUUCAAAGGUUUAUUCCGAGGCGUGGGUCCACAAAUACCUCGCGGCAUGGCGGGCAGUGCCUCCCAAAUCCUAAGCUUCACUUACGCUAAGGAGUGGCUGCGAGCACACAACUGGUUCACUCAGUACCCGCUGAUGCUGUCCUUCUUCGGAGCCAACCUUGGAGGAAUCGUCAUGACGCUGUGCUUAAACCCAUUCGAUGUUAUCGCCACCAGGCUGUGUAAUCAACCGGUUGACGCGAACAAAAAAGGGACGCUAUACAAAGGCAUGAUUGACUGCGGUUACAAGAUGAUCAGAUAUGAGGGCCCACGUUCCUUGUACAAGGGCCUCACAGCCAACUACAUAAGGCUAGGUCCUCACACGGUUAUCCUAUUGGUCUGCUGGGAUAAACUUAAAGAAAUCGACGACUACUUACGUAGCUGACAUACCUCGUAAAAUAAUUUUGGUUUUAGUAUAGUAGAGUUCAAGUGUCACUACGUUCAUGUAAACUUUUGUAACACUUUUCAAGCAUAAUUUUCAAAUAUUAAGGGCAUUAGUCGUGGCGUAAUAUUCUUGUGGAGAAUGCGCUGACCGUUUACCGUCAGACGGCCCGUAAAGAUAAAACCUCUUGUGUCGGGACAGAACGCCCCGGUUUCUUACAGUUGACAACACGCGUCACAAACGCAUUAUUGUCUCUUAAUAUAGUGAAUGUAUGAAACUGAAAAGUUUCUGGCGCGAAAAGAAAACGCCACGCCACAAUCAUGUUAUCAUAUAUUUGCUUUAAAAUAUAUUGCUACUAAAAGUAAUUGAAAAAAAAUGUAUAACAAAACAAAAUUAUACCGUACUUUAAAUAAUUUUGUGUUCAUUUUUAAGCGUAAUUUUUUUAAAAGGAAUCGUGCUCAUUAAUAAUUUGUACAAAUUAGUUUAUUAGUCAUAAAGUAUCUUAUAUAAAUAUACCUUCACUUUUAUAUACUUUUAAUUCUGAUAAAACCUGUAAAGGAGCGUGAUUACUUUUACCUUCUUGUUACCGUUAUUAUAUUUUAUAUGCUAAUGUUUUAAUUGGUAUAAAUAUAUAUUUUGAUCAUGUUAUGACAAUAAAUCAUUAUAUAAAAUAAGAUUUUACGUUUUAUUUUAUAUGGGUAUGCUUCAGCACGGAUGGGCCCGCCGAGUUUUGUUUCAUAGAUGCCAAUCUAUGAAACAAAACUUAAUGGUUUAUCAUUAUAUUAUGUAUAUAUUAAGCUGUAAAUUGCAAUAAAAAAAUUCUGACUACUUUAAAAAUGUUCAAACUCCAUCUUGGCAAGUUUAUUGAUGAACUAGCUACGCUCGGCUC
This is a messenger RNA of Spodoptera exigua (beet armyworm), 2077 nucleotides long. The record is from the annotation of a GenBank genome assembly. Lineage: Eukaryota; Metazoa; Arthropoda; Insecta; Lepidoptera; Noctuidae.